Dovyalis caffra is the source of this 346-nucleotide messenger RNA. The record is from the annotation of a GenBank genome assembly. NCBI's taxonomy places the organism in Eukaryota, Viridiplantae, Streptophyta, Magnoliopsida, Malpighiales, Salicaceae.
CUCACCAAAACUCCUUCGACCUCACCCCACAACCAUAGUAGCCACCGAACAUCUCCUUAACCUAACCUAUAACACCUCUCCAAGCUAUCCCAAGACACCCGACCUCCUAUGUCCGACCAUAAACUCUCUCCGUAGGACACACAAACAUAACUCAAACCAACAUCCACUUUCCACAACCGCAACAACUACCCUAGCCAAUAGAACCCUAACCAAAACAACUCGAACUAUGCUUAGUCUAAAACAGUCUAAAAACCCAAACCCUAUCACUAUCAUUAUUGACCUCAUCAACUUCGUAGUCAUCAUCAAUUCAUCCCAUUGUAGCCUCAUGGUUGUUCGAUCAUCUCGA